AAAUUCAAAUCAGUCAGGAUUAUUAUCGAAAAUGUAUUUGCAAGAAUUAAAAGAUUUUCAAUUACAAGCAAUUCUUUAAGAUAUAAAUUUAAACAAGGAACUUUUCAUAUUGAUAAUGUUUUAAAAAAACAUCAUAUGAUAUGGUGUAUUGUUGCAUUUUUAGUUAAUUGUUAUUCAGAAAUUAGAAAUAAUAUCAUCGAGGACAACGAAUUAUUAAUUGAAUAG
Molecule: messenger RNA, 225 nt
Organism: Dictyostelium purpureum
Lineage: Eukaryota; Evosea; Eumycetozoa; Dictyosteliales; Dictyosteliaceae
Exons: 1
Source: RefSeq, a predicted model, not a curated record